This is a messenger RNA of Populus nigra (black poplar), 2852 nucleotides long. Its product is annotated as probable protein phosphatase 2C 52. The record is from RefSeq and is a predicted model, not a curated record. NCBI's taxonomy places the organism in Eukaryota, Viridiplantae, Streptophyta, Magnoliopsida, Malpighiales, Salicaceae. Gene Ontology annotation, molecular function: protein serine/threonine phosphatase activity. Gene Ontology annotation, biological process: protein dephosphorylation. The coding region runs from base 1190 to 2614 and encodes 474 amino acids. The transcript is spliced from 6 exons.
UUUGAAUGCCCCGUUUCAUGAACUUUGCUUGUCUUUCGAUGAUAAAUGUGUUUUCUUUGUUUGCUUAAGAUAAUGUUAACACUUAAUGCAAGAAGGCUUAAAGAUCUGACACAUUUAUCUUAAAGUGUUCAUUAGCUAACUCUAAUUGUUUACAGAGGCAACUGAGGAAACCAAAGGAUAAAAGAAAGAUGCAUGCUUUAUGGAUUAUGGAGUGUUUUUGCUUUUAAAAAUUGAGACUUACUGUUCUCUACUAUGGUAUACAAAAUGGGGUUCUUGAAAAAUGGAAAAUUUUGAAUUUAUAUUCUUUGUUUUUUUGCAUUUUUUGAGUGGCCAAAGAGGGAAACAGAGUUUGAGUUGGGUUGAGUUGAGUUGGUUGGCCAUACAAGUUAACAGAGUUGGGUUGAGUUGGUUGGCCAAACAAGUUUCCAGUCCUAGUAAAUUUUUGUUUUGUAGUGUGUUGUUUUGCUCCUUUUUUUUUUUUUUUGGUUCUCUCGCUUUGUUAAUGAUAAUUAUGUAAUAGUUGAUAUCUUUGUUAUAUUCUCUUUUUAAGGCCAUCUUUUGAUUCUGUUUUGACAAAAUCAUACCUUUGUUUCGUCCUUUUUUACUUUUCUGUUUCUGCUUUAUCUCGUCUUGGUUUUCUCUCUAGUGGGAAUUCAAAGUUCUACGUUUCCUCUCUCUCUCUCUCUCCCCCCCUCCCCCCUCCCCCCCUCCCUCCCUCCCUCUUUACUUUGAAAUAAUGGUCCAGUCUUAAUUUUGAAUUUGCUUUGAUGGGUUUCUUUUUUUUAGUGGAAACUAAUUGCAAAAUGCAUACUUUGUUCUAUCUUUAAGUCUUUUAUGGACAACCCACCAGAAAUCUGAGGGUUUUAAUUGAGAUUGUGCCAAAUAGUAUACUACUUGUCAACUCUUUGUUUUGAUCUCUUCUUUGGUUCUCUACUCAAGAAUAAAAGCCAGUUUAAUCGUUGAUUUUCGCAAUCACUUAUGGAUUUUAUUUGACCAAGAUUAAAAAGGUCAUGGUUUUCUACAUUGGGGUGUACAGUGACUAGUGUGGGAAUCUUUGAUGUUUCGGAUAGUCUUUUUCUUGGUUGACUAGCUAGCAAAAUUCGGAAUUUUAUGCGAGAUCUGUUCUGGAAAUAAGGGGAAACUUGUCUAUUAAUUAAACCAUAGAUGUCUUUGUUCUGGGAUUGAGCAAAUGGGAGCUUGUGUUUCAACUAGUCGGAGUACUUGCAGCAGUAAGAGCAAUGGAGAGCCAGUUCCUCUGCCUUGCUUGGGGAUUGGUUUUUGCCGGCAAAAGAGAACUAAAAGAACAUUCUCUGAUCAUGUGGUCACACUACAACAUUUACCAUCCAUACCUAACAGGGUUUUCACCAAUGGAAAGAGCCGAACUUCUUGUAUAUUCACACAGCAGGGUCGCAAGGGCAUAAACCAGGAUGCAAUGAUUGUGUGGGAAGAUUUCAUGUCAGAGGAUGUGACCUUCUGUGGUGUUUUUGAUGGUCAUGGUCCUCAUGGCCAUCUAGUUGCCCGCAAGGUCAGGGAUGCCCUGCCUGUAAAAUUACAAUCAUUCUUGAACUCUUGUCAGUCAAGGCAAAAUGGGUCAGAUCAAACUUGUUUCAAGGGGAAUUCGAUGAAAUCUGAUGUUGGGGAUUUGGACAAGGAUGGCUCUAUCGAGGAUAAAUUGAAUUCUUUAUGGAGAGAAGCGUUCCUGAAGUCAUAUAAGGCCAUGGAUAAAGAGCUGAAAUCCCAUCCGAAUUUGGACUGCUUCUGCAGUGGGAGCACAGCUAUCACUAUUGUGAAACAGGGCUCCAAUCUAUUCAUGGGAUAUAUUGGGGAUUCCCGUGCAAUCAUGGGAUCUAAGGACAGCAAUGAUUCCAUGGUGGCAGUCCAGUUGACCGUUGAUCUGAAGCCUGAUUUGCCAAGGGAAGCUGAAAGAAUUAAGCGGUGUAAAGGUAGAGUGUUUGCAUUGCAAGACGAGCCUGAAGUGCCAAGAGUUUGGUUACCAUUUGAUGAUGCUCCUGGCUUAGCAAUGGCUCGGGCAUUUGGUGAUUUCUGUUUGAAGGAAUAUGGAGUGAUCUCCAUACCUGAGUUUUCACAUCGGACCCUUACAGAGAGGGAUCAAUUCAUCGUUCUUGCCUCAGAUGGGGUUUGGGAUGUCUUGAGCAACGAAGAGGUGGUUGAGAUUGUAUCCUCAGCUCCAACACGGGCAUCAGCAGCAAGAAUUCUGGUGGACUCGGCUGCUCGGGAAUGGAAGCUUAAAUACCCAACUUCAAAGAUGGAUGACUGUGCUGUUGUUUGCUUAUUUCUGGACGGGAAAAUGGACUCAGAAUCGGAUUAUGAUGAACAAGGCUUUUCCUCAGCAACUCUUGAUCAGAGCAAUCAUUCUGGCAAUGUUGCUGAAUCAGACGAUGGGCAGAAAUCUGAGCCAUGUUUGCAAAGAAAUUUUACAGUUAGAUCAGCAGAAGAAACUGAUACUUAUGGAAGGCAAGCUGUUGAAGUUGAUGGAGAUGGCGAAGCAGUGAAUAAUGCUGAGGAUCAGAGUUGGCUAGGUUUGGAAGGAGUCACUCGAGUGAAUUCACUUGUUCAACUUCCAAGAUUUUCUGAGGAAAGACCAGGCCCAUAAUUUUUGUGGUAUCUACAUAGAUGAAAUGGGGCUGCCAUCAUUGUAAUAUUUUGGCUCUUGAGCCACAUUAUACUCAGAAAGUUCUCUUGUUCUGGUGGCACAUUGUUUUGAAACUUUGUCCAGGUAAAUUAUUGCUCCGGUCCCUUUUGUUGUAUGUUCACAGAAAUGUAGAAAGACAGCUUUGUUCAGAGAAUUGAACUAAACAUAGCUCAGUCAAUACCACUUUAUCUUCUGUCAA